AUGACGCCGUCUAUGACAGAAGCCUCCAAGCCGGGCUGGAGUUUGCCGGGAGACCUCGCGCUGCCUGAGGACGCCCAGAUCAGCUACAUCAAAGUUGACGGUACUGUCCCUUGGUACUCUCUAUUUCCCUGCCACUACGGCGAUCUUCCGUCUGACAACUCCCGAGCAGGCCGCACACGCUUCGAACGCUUAUUUCUCAUCGGCAAGUGCUCAACGGUCCUCUCGUCCGACGCCCUCAGAUUAGCAGUCGCCGAAGCCAAAUCCGGCAAAGACGUCAAGCGAUACGAGCUUGCUAUCCAGGCAUUCAGCCAAGUCGCGCCGAGCGAUCCCGAUGCAGCUUUUGACAAGCAGUGGUUCGAGGCCACGAAGCAGACAGUGCGCGCAGAGACCGAUAAACUGGAGCACGAGUUGAAGGGAUAUAAAAAUAAUCUAAUCAAGGAGAGCAUACGAAUGGGCACCGACGACCUGGCUUCACAUUAUCACGCCACGGGCGACCUGGCCUCAGCUUCCAAAGCCUAUGCCCGUCUGAAAGACAACUGCACUACACCCAGCCACUUUGCAGCCAUGCACCUCAAAAACAUCAACGUCGCUAUUGACCGUGGCGACUGGCUCGGCGUCCAGCAGGCCGUUGCUCGAUACAAGUCAGGCCCAAAGCCAGAGGACGAACAAAGCAAAAACUCACCCAAAAUAUGCGCCGCAGCAGGACUAGCGCUGCUCGGGCAGGGAAACUAUCUCGACGCCGCACACCAGUUUUUAGCUGCUGAGCCCACUCUGGGCGACACGUACAACGAAGUCCUCACCGCAAAUGAUGUAGCCGUGUACGGCGGACUGUGCGCACUAGCCUCCAUGGAUCGAAUCGAGCUGCAGCGGCGGGUGCUGGAAAACAACCAAUUCCGGAAUUACCUCGAGUUAGAGCCUCAUAUUCGCCGCGCCAUCUCGUUUUUUUGCAGCUCCAAGUUUCGGUCCUGCCUAGAUAUCCUGGAAGAGUAUCGUGCUGAUUACUUGCUGGACAUUCACCUCCAGCGCCACAUUCCCGGAUUGUACACUCAGAUCCGCACAAAGUCUAUCCAGCAAUAUGCAGUGCCCUUCAGCCGAGUGUCGCUGGAGGCGAUGGCCAAGGUCUUUGCGCCAGAGGUUGUAGGCGGUAUUGCGGCGCCCACAGACAUCAGUUCUCCGUUUGUGCAGGAGCUGAUUAGACUGAUUGAAAACGGCACGCUGGACGCGCGCAUCGAUCUGGAGAAAGGCUUGCUGGUGUCGAAGCACACGGAUCCGCGCAGGGAUGUCAUCAAGGAGGCGCUGGAGAGUGUACAGGAGUACGUGAAUGAGGCGCAUUUGCGGCUUAUUAGGACAAAUAUCAUCAACGCUGGGCUGGAGGUGCGUGCGCCAGCAGCCAUGACGGAUGAGGGCGUGUUGGGUUGGAGUUGA
Messenger RNA from Talaromyces atroroseus, 1425 nucleotides. Its product is annotated as COP9 signalosome complex subunit 1. The transcript is spliced from 3 exons. Bases 1 to 1425 code for a protein of 474 amino acids. Gene Ontology annotation, cellular component: COP9 signalosome. NCBI's taxonomy places the organism in Eukaryota, Fungi, Ascomycota, Eurotiomycetes, Eurotiales, Trichocomaceae. The record is from RefSeq and is a predicted model, not a curated record.